Messenger RNA from Lachancea dasiensis, 1062 nucleotides. NCBI's taxonomy places the organism in Eukaryota, Fungi, Ascomycota, Saccharomycetes, Saccharomycetales, Saccharomycetaceae. The record is from the annotation of a GenBank genome assembly.
AUGACAUACUCUACUACCACGAUCACCAGCGGCUCACAUACUACCACGGUGGCUUAUGGCUCGUUCACCAACAGUGCCGGAAGCGUGGAAAUGUACAAGGCAUACUCGUAUUACGCGUAUAUGCCGUCAUUAGGUGGAGCUGUAGCGUUUGCGAUACUGUUUGGCCUCACGUUCAUAGCCUUGGUUGUGCAAAUCGGAUGGUAUUGCAGAAAGAGGAAGGCGAUGGAAAGAGAAGCAGCUUUCAAACAGCCCUCAGACGUUAGAUCUCUCGUUCUAGACAAAGAAAAUGUAUUUGAAUCCGACGGCAAGGGCACAGCCACGACCAUCAAGCCCAUUGAGCCGUGCUCGAACUUGCGGCUGGUUACAAAAUUCAUACCACUACUGAUCGGAAUACUUGCCGAGUGUGGAGGAUACAUUGCACGAAUCGCAUCGAGGAGCGAUGUUUACUCGCUUGGCUCAUACGUGGCCCAGACCGUGAUGCUUCUGGUGGCGGCAGCUUUCAUGGCUGCUACAAUUUACAUGAAUUUCGGCCGGCUGAUGAUCCUGUUGAAUGCUACACAAGUCUCUUUCGUGCCUAUUAAAUUCAGCACCACCAUUUUUGUUGCAGGCGAUGUUUUGAGUAUCUUACUUCAAGGUGCAGGUGGUGGUAUCCUAGGCAGUAGCGACAAUCAUGAACUGGGGUCCAAUAUUAUUAUCGCGGGCCUUGUUGUUCAAGUUAUCAUAUUUGGGUUGUUUGUAAUCACGGAACUGAGGUUCUUGUUCCUCGCAGACAAAGUUUCUCGGAUCACCCCUUACAUCUCGAGGCACUGGAAAGUUUUGAACAUCAAUCUGUUCAUGUGCAGCAUACUCAUUCUCGUGAGGUCGAUCGUGAGAUUGGUGGAAUUUAUUCAAGGUUACAGUGGCUACAUUAUUGAACAUGAGUGGUUCAUCUUUGUAUUUGACGCGGUACCGAUGUUCCUGGUCACUCUUCUCUUUGUGGCCACCUUUGCCAAGGGAAACUUGUUCAAAGUCGAGACUGAAUGUACUUCCUUGACCCAGAAACAGAGUGACAACGGCCUAUAA